Rhineura floridana is the source of this 1888-nucleotide messenger RNA. It is a transcript of the gene HDDC2, whose product is annotated as HD domain containing 2. Gene Ontology annotation, molecular function: 5'-deoxynucleotidase activity. Gene Ontology annotation, cellular component: cytoplasm. The transcript is spliced from 6 exons. The coding region runs from base 86 to 661 and encodes 191 amino acids. NCBI's taxonomy places the organism in Eukaryota, Metazoa, Chordata, Lepidosauria, Squamata, Rhineuridae. The record is from RefSeq and is a predicted model, not a curated record.
UGAUGCCACUUCCUUCACCCCAUUUCAAGAAAUCAAUGGCCGCGUUAGCGCCUGCCCAGUGAAAGCUCCUAUAGUUAUAGCGAUUAUGGGCAGUUUAUUGCAGUUUAUGAGGUUGGUGGGGCAGCUGAAGAGAGUACCACGGACAGGGUGGGUAUACAGAAACGUGGCGAAUCCAGAGAGUGUCUCAGAUCAUAUGUACAGGAUGGCUGUCAUGGCUAUGGUAACAGAUGAUAAGUCACUUAAUAAAGACAGAUGCAUACGGUUAGCUCUGGUUCAUGAUAUGGCUGAAUGCAUAGUUGGUGACAUUGCCCCUGCUGACAAUGUGUCCAAAGAGGAGAAACACAGGCGAGAAGAGGAAGCUAUGAAACAUUUGACCCAGUUGCUGUCAGAGGAACUGAAGAAAGAAAUUUAUGAACUGUGGGAAGAGUAUGAACACCAGUCUAGUGCAGAAGCAAGAUUUGUAAAAGAGCUGGACCAAUGUGAGAUGAUACUUCAAGCCCUGGAGUAUGAAGAGUUAGAGGAAAAACCUGGAAGACUCCAAGACUUUUAUGAUUCAACAGCAGGAAAAUUUUGUCACCCAGAAAUAGUCCAGCUUGUGUCUUCCAUAAAGAAAGAAAGAAAUACAAAAAUAAGUGCAGCAAACAAAGAUCGUCCAUCUUAAGUCAUCUUUGAAAUGUUUACAGCUGUAUCUAAAAUAUGUUAUGGUUUCUUUAUUGUAUGGUUUUACAGUAUACUACCACCUGAAGACUAUUUGUUUAUCAAAUGCAUUGUAGAAAACUGUAAUAAGGCUAUAAAAGUAGUGUUAUAGAAGUCAGUUGUGCCCUCUGCACUGUUCAAUAAUGUAUGACCAAACAAAUAGGAUUGUGUUUGUUUCCAGUUUAGGCUCACUGUACAUGCAAAAAGAGUAUGUGAGAAAGACAGUUAUGCUUUGCUGCACCUCCUAAAAAGUCAAACAAGUUCAGACAUGACAACCAAAACCAUCAUCAUCAAAACCUGAUCUAGUUGUUCUUCAUGUGGGCCACUUUAUUGAAACACUUAUUACUACAAUACCAAAAAAAAGGCUCCAGAAAUCUAUAGCAAUACCCACCUUUCUCGACUGAAACACAGCAAAUGUAGAAUAAAAUAAAGGAGAGGGAUAUAGAAAAAUGAGACAAGCUCUAUCCAUCCCACCCAGGUUCAAUUUAUGGGCAUAAAAUCAGUCUAGAAAAAUCCUUAAGAGUUCAGACCAUAUUCCACUGAACUCAGUAUGAGCAUCACACCUUUCAAUAUUAGAGACUUAGUGAUUGUGACUGCUUGCAAAAUCUAGUGUUUUACUUGAUAUUCCAAAGUUAGGAACAGAAAACUUGAAAGUUGUCAAGAGCAUAGUUAGUUCACUUUUGUACUUCAGUGAAACUAGUAGAUUUACACAAUGUUUAGUUUAAUUUUUUCUUGUUAGGGCUCCUUUUUGUGGAUUGUCCUGAGAUGCAGCUGAGGCUUUCUGCCGGAGGAAGGACACCUUCCACACUGUUCCAGAUGGUCUCCCAAUACUCUGGAGCAGCAACAAAAGGAAAAUGUUACCCCCCCUUCCUCCAGCAGGAGCAUCCCAUGCCUGGAGUUAUACUCACAGCCACUCUGUUUUAAUCAUAUAAACAAUCCCAGCUCAUUCUUAAAUAUGAAGCUGCACAGACAAUUCUAAACUGAGAUCCACACCCAAAUACAAAAAGUCCCCUUAUUGUGGAAGCUAGAAAAAGAAGUCAUCACAUUUUUUAACUGAACAGUAGCUUUUACUCUGGGUCUCUCACACCAUGUAGCCUUUGAUGGUGAAGAAAUAGAAGUGUAUAUACUCCUUGACUAGAGGAAAAGCAGACAGUUUAUUGUUUCUAAUAAAAAGCAGAUACAAACGAGAGAA